Messenger RNA from Arvicanthis niloticus (Nile rat), 1727 nucleotides. RefSeq names its product mal, T cell differentiation protein like (gene Mall). NCBI's taxonomy places the organism in Eukaryota, Metazoa, Chordata, Mammalia, Rodentia, Muridae. Gene Ontology annotation, biological process: myelination. The record is from RefSeq and is a predicted model, not a curated record. Gene Ontology annotation, cellular component: membrane. Gene Ontology annotation, molecular function: structural constituent of myelin sheath.
CAUAGGUGACAGCAUGGCCUCCCGGGACACACCGCCGGCCACCAGCUACGCCCCGCCCGAUGUGCCCUCGGGGGUCGCCGCCUUGUUCCUCACCAUCCCCUUUGCCUUCAUCCUACCGGAGCUGGUGUUUGGGUUCUGGGUAUGGACUCUGGUGGCUGCUACCAAUAUCACAUACCCCUUGCUGCAUGGAUGGGUGCUGUAUGUCUCGCUCACCUCGUUUCUCAUCUCCCUGACGUUACUGAUGUCCUACUUGUUUGGGUUUUACAAACGAUUUGAGUCCUGGAGAGUCCUGGACAGCCUGUACCACGGCACCACAGGCAUUCUGUACAUGAGUGCCGCUGUUCUGCAAGCACAUGCCACUAUUGUUUCUGAGAAAGAGGACCUGGGUCACUACUACAUCAAUGUUGCAGCCUCGUUCUUCGCCUUCCUCACCACGCUGCUCUAUAUCCUGCAUGCCUUCAGCAUCUAUUACCACUGAAGUGCAGGGAGAACCAAGCCCAGUGAGACCCUGGAGGCCACGUGAUUAUCCCUCAAAGCAGGUCUUGCCAUUUGCCAACUGAGUGAUAAACCCACCAAGCCACCUGCAGGGCCAACAGACCAUCUUUCUGGAAUGAUAAGGAGACUCACUUUGGCAUUGUUAUCUUUGGACAUUUUUACUCCUUGUGAUGACUAUGAGAAAGCUAUCUCCCCACCAAAGAUGACUGCCCUUUCUUCUCCCCUGAAGAUUUCCUCCUACCCUGGCUGCCCUGAAGAUGACUGCCUUUUGGAGUUUCCCAACCGUGAACUCAGCUGAGCUCGACUUUUCUAGAAAACUAACCUUGAACCUCUCAGGCACUGUUCAGAAUGCCAUCCCUGCUGUGAUGUUGUUCAGGACCUUGUUGUUAAUGGUGCUCUGUAUGAUAGGGUUAGGAUAUAGUGUCUUAUUUUCUCAAACAGGAAAGGCUCCACAAAGGCUUGACACAUACUGAUCUUGCACAUACCUUGCUUGUAGCUUGAGCUGUGGCCCUGGAGCAGUUAUUGAGACCUGCCUUCCUCCCCCAUCACACCCCUACUUCCUCUGUAUUAAGGAAAAUGUACAUAAAACCAAUUUGGGGGUAAAUUUGUGGAAGAAAUAAGCUGCUGGGUUUGGGGAGUCAGAAUGGGAAAGAUGCACAUGCUGGAUCCUCCAGAAAGGUGUUCUUGGCGUGCCUGUGUAGCUCCUCAGAGACCAGCUUCCUAAGGACCAGAGGCAUCUUCGUCCUUUAGAAAGGAUUUCAGCAAAGGAGACUGGAACCUAGACUUACCUUCAGGCUCCUCCCAGAAACACUGGAGAAGCAGCAGCUGCUAUAGUAUUGUAGGGGUUGUGAAAGGACCUAGGAUGGAAGUCUACACUCAUUUCUGUGUGCUCUCAGCUCUUCCUAGGGACCCUCUGGGCAGGGCCAGACUGCAGGAUUCAUCAUGGAAAGGGGUUUGCAUUUGGUGACAUUUGGGCUUUUUUUCCCAAGGACAAGCCUUGUGAAAAGAAAAGCAGAAGUCUAGUGAACUCUCUCCAGAGUUAGCUGGGCUCCCAUCCUAUCACCAUCUGGGCGUGUCUCAGCCCCUUGCCAAGGGCCCCUGCAUGCCAAGUGUCCUCACCCAACAGUCUGACUAUCUAAAUAAGUAAUUACCAAAAGGGACUUAACUAAAUCUAACUUUUCUCCAUUUGUGUGUGUGUGGAGGGGGGCUGAGGCAUCUUGGGGGUGGGGCUG